Phanerochaete carnosa HHB-10118-sp is the source of this 390-nucleotide messenger RNA. RefSeq lists its product as uncharacterized. The record is from RefSeq and is a predicted model, not a curated record. The coding region runs from base 55 to 300 and encodes 81 amino acids. The transcript has a single exon. Lineage: Eukaryota; Fungi; Basidiomycota; Agaricomycetes; Polyporales; Phanerochaetaceae.
AACGGUACGCGUCACGCGGGGCGCGACCAGCUGCGGCGCUGCCGCGAUUCCGAGAUGUCGAAGACAGCACUUUUCCGCAGGGUCCCUGCAUGUGGCUGCCUUUGCAGGUCUUGUGACGGCGUCUUCGAUGUGGAUGUCGGCACGAGCCCCGAGCGCCGUGGGACGCAUCUGCAGUCUUCGUGUCCGCCGCACAGGAGAAUGAUUCUGAGUGUGCACCCGAUGGGUAUACAAGACACUCAGAAAGCAUGGUACGCACCAGGGGCCCAUUCUUCACAUUUAUCACGUCACACGACCUUCUGACAGCAUGUAUACAUGGCUCCAAGCUCCUGGCAGUCACGCGGCCGGACGCGCAACACGGGACUUGCUCCAAACAGCUAGCAGCAUCUUGAU